Trifolium pratense (red clover) is the source of this 1663-nucleotide messenger RNA. Its product is annotated as probable protein S-acyltransferase 7. NCBI's taxonomy places the organism in Eukaryota, Viridiplantae, Streptophyta, Magnoliopsida, Fabales, Fabaceae. The record is from RefSeq and is a predicted model, not a curated record. Gene Ontology annotation, cellular component: Golgi apparatus; endoplasmic reticulum. Gene Ontology annotation, biological process: peptidyl-L-cysteine S-palmitoylation; protein targeting to membrane. Bases 113 to 1402 code for a protein of 429 amino acids. Gene Ontology annotation, molecular function: protein-cysteine S-palmitoyltransferase activity. The transcript has 5 exons.
UAAAAAAAAAAAACAAACUAUAGCAACUAUUUCAAAUAUAAAAAUCAAAAUUUAAAGUAAAAGCCUCUUUCAAUUUGUUCAACUUCAUUCACAUUCAAACCAGAAAGAUCAAAUGCAUCCUCCGGCGCCGGCGACGGCGAACUCAAACGGUGGAACUGCCGCUGGAAAUACACUUAAUCCUGCGUUGAUCAGAACUUAUCGCUCUUGGAAAGGCAAUAACGUAUUUUUUCUUCAAGGGAGGAUUAUAUUUGGACCAGAUGUGAAAUCUAUAUUUUCAACACUGUUUCUUGUGAUUGCUCCUGUUGCUGUUUUUUGUGCUUUUGUUGCUAGAAAAUUGUUGGAUGAUUUUCCUCAUCAUUCUGGAUAUUCAAUUUUGAUUAUAGUUAUUGUUCACACAAUCUUUGUUCUGAUUGCCCUUGUACUGACCUCAGGAAGAGAUCCUGGCAUAGUGCCCCGAAAUUCUUAUCCUCCAGUGCCAGAUGAAUAUGAUGGAAGUGUCAGUAUCAGCAGUGAUCAAAAUCUACCGCCACAGUUACCAAGAUCUAAGGAAGUAAUUAUAAAUGGAAUAGCCGUGAAAGUAAAAUAUUGUGAUACCUGCAUGCUGUAUAGACCUCCUCGCUGCUCUCAUUGUUCAAUAUGUGACAACUGUGUGGAGCGAUUUGAUCAUCACUGCCCAUGGGUGGGUCAGUGUAUUGGACUGCGAAAUUAUCGGUUCUACUACAUGUUUGUUUUCUCUGCAACCCUUCUUUGCCUAUAUAUUCAUGGCUUUUGCUGGGUCUACAUCAAGAGGAUCCAAAAUUCAGAAGAUAUAUCAAUUUGGAAAGCAAUGAUCAAAACCCCUGCUUCCAUUGCACUAAUAAUAUACAGCUUCUUUUGUGUCUGGUUUGUUGGAGGACUCACUGUUUUUCAUACAUAUCUAAUCAGCACAAACCAGUCUACUUAUGAAAAUUUUAGAUACCGUUAUGACCGACAAGUCAACCCUUAUAACAAAGGGGUAGUUGAGAAUUUCAAAGAAAUAUUCUUCUCGUCCAUUCCUCCAUCCAAAAACAAUUUCAGGUCUAAGGUUCCAAUUCCUAAAGAAUCGACAGAAUCAUCUAGAAGAAGGGGUGUUGAUACCCUUACGAUGCCAGUUUAUAAUGACGGUGACCAGGUUGAAAAAGAUUAUAAAGGUGAGGAAUAUGGCAAGGGUAGUGAAUUAAGUGAUACAUCUGUGGAUUUAAGCAAUAUGCUUGACACAGAAAGUGGGCAGAGACAAGUUGCUUCCUUUCUAAGGCAGUCCUUGUGGGAAAGAAGCAGCAGAAAGUGGGAAGUAACUCCGGAAGUUCUUGACGAGAUACAUGAAGAUGGGGAGUCAAAGCAGAUCCCCGGUGAUAGUAGUAAAGAGCCUGGUGACAAUCUAUAAUUUCAGAAAAAUUCAAAUAUGUAAAUUAAGAUUACAAGAAAAAUAUUGUUGGGGGACAGAGUAUGUUAGGUUGGGACUUGAUAGGGAAGUAGUGUUUGUGUUUCAUUGUAUUGGUUAAAAAAAUGUCAUUGGAUCUUGCUCAUUGAUUGCUGAGUAGUUUUUUUAUUGGAAUUACUGUGUGAUAUAGUUUUUUUAAAAGUGGCACUUGUGUAAAGAUGAAGAUGAUAGAAAUUGUGAAAAGCGAUUCUUCCAAUAUGUUCA